Aspergillus sclerotioniger CBS 115572 is the source of this 933-nucleotide messenger RNA. RefSeq lists its product as uncharacterized. NCBI's taxonomy places the organism in Eukaryota, Fungi, Ascomycota, Eurotiomycetes, Eurotiales, Aspergillaceae. The transcript is spliced from 3 exons. The record is from RefSeq and is a predicted model, not a curated record. The coding region runs from base 1 to 933 and encodes 310 amino acids.
AUGUUCGUCUGCCACAGAAAUGUCCAAGUCCAUCAUGAGCGACGAACUCUAUAUCCCCCCUGCGGUGUUCGCUUCCGCCUCCAAGGCAAGCGCAGCGGAUGCGUCCUCGUGGGCAACACCAAUAAUACACUCACUGACUACGAUGGAGGCGAAGUGUACGACGACCAGUGGUUCACGCUGGCCGAGGUACCCGGCUCAAGUGACACCUACUUCAUCCGCAGCACGUACAACCGCAACAACAACAAAGUGAUCUUCUGCCGCGCAGGAGCGUACGAAGUAGGACUCUACCGCACCGACUACGAAGACCAGCAUUUCCGACUGGACCCUGGCGAGGGCGAGUUCCGGGGCCUGUUCCGGCUUCUCGCGCCCGCGACAAACCGGGUCAUCACUUCCAACGGCCGGUCCAACGGGGUGGGCAACUACCCAGCCGACAAGGAAAAGUACGACGACCAAUACUUCUCCUUUCUGUUCGAGGACCUGGUGUUCGAUUACGUCGAGUACGACAUUGACCUGGGGGCGACCAUCGGCGAGGGCGUUCCCGAGACUGUGUCUGAGACCAUCUCCUUUGAGCACACCAGCGGCAUCACCCUGACAGAGGGCAUGACCGCCAGCUUCGGCAUCCCGGGCGUCAUGGACGGUGAGAUCACCACCGAGAUGAGCAUUGUGGACUCGUUCACUUUCGGACAGAGCAAGACUAUCGAGCAUACCGUCGGAUCGUCGGUUACUGUCUCGGCGCCACCGCGUACAACCACGACUGUUGAGGCGACUGUUACCCAGAGCAAGAUUACUGUGCCUGCCAAGAUCUAUUCCAAAUCCAAGGCCCUCGGGAUUACCGUGAUUACUGAGGUGAUUUAUAAGGGCGCCCCAGUCUGGGGGAUUGUCUAUGACAUCAAGCCUCCUGUUCCGCUGGAUGAUAAUGCCAAAGCUGCUUGA